Messenger RNA from Paramacrobiotus metropolitanus, 1264 nucleotides. RefSeq lists its product as uncharacterized. Lineage: Eukaryota; Metazoa; Tardigrada; Eutardigrada; Parachela; Macrobiotidae. The record is from RefSeq and is a predicted model, not a curated record. The coding region runs from base 45 to 590 and encodes 181 amino acids. The transcript is spliced from 3 exons.
UUACAGCUGGUGUGUAGCACAUUUUUAAUAAUAUCGUUUCCAGUAUGACUGCCUUACUUCUUACACUGACGGUGUGCAUUUACGGAGCCGUGAUGGCAGCACCGUCACCACGUGCUCCCUCCAUUACCCCUCAUACCGCCCUGGAGGACGGUCACAAUGUCACCAUGGUGGUGAUCCCUCACGGUCAGUCCUACACGGUGCUGUGUGCCCCAUCAAAACCGGCAGUUACGACCACUGCCACAUCCGCAGGACGCCGGCGUCACCGGCGCAGGGCCGUGCGCAACCAACCCCGCCUUUCCAGUGCCACUAGUACCGCUCUCCCCGCUAAUAAUUCCACCAGCGAUCCCCGUCCCAUCGUUAUCCUGGAAAAGGCCAUGUAUACGAAAGCCCGCUGCCCAACCACGGAUGCAAUGAAUGAUGUGCAAAGAGUGUGUGCAUUCGGCGACAGCAGCUGUGUGAUCCGCGCCAAUGAUACAGCAACGCAAGCCGGUUGUCGACAGCGGCCACUGACGCUGAAAUACGCGUGUGACGUGCUCACGAUCCAUCCUAUGGUCUCGUACGGGAUGAUCGUUAACAACAUGUUCGACUGAGGAACCGCAGAGCCGGGUCCCUAACGACGUCUCCACAGGGAUUCUUGUGUUAUUGCACAUAGCACAAAAUUUCUUCUUUCCAUUAGACUGUCUUGAACUGCCUUUCGCUGUAGAAUUAAGCUAAUUGAAUUCUCCGCAACCAGUACUCAACGUUGGAUUUACAUGACAAUUACGUAGUGCUGUGAAUUAAGGGAAGUGGGCCGGUACACGGUACCAAAUUCAGACUCCAGAUUUUCAUGAUUUUUUUAAAUUUUAAAAUGAAGUUUAAAGUUUUUGAAAUUCAUUUUAAACUUCGAAAAACAUGCUAGAACAGUGGAUCGGUGUAAAAACGAUCUUCAUGGCCAGGUGCACUUACGUGCACAAUUUGAAAGAGAUCGGUCCAUAAUGAGACUUUGGAUACACCGGAAUGCGUUUAAACUUUUUUGAAUUUUCUAACAGCCAUAACUUCCGAACCGGAUGUUGCGCGCACAAACGGUUUUCACGCCAGUGUAUACAAAUCAUCUGGCUACAGAAUGUCAUAAAACGAAACAAAAAUGUGUUUGGGAGUGCGCGAAAGUGAACUGUUCGUGCAUCGAAUUUGCCAAUUUGGUACCAUGUACCGAAUUUGGUACAGUACCAUUUGGUACCACGAAUUUGGUACCAUACACCCACUUCCCUUAAGUCGUUCCGUGCUC